AUGUUCUGGUCGGAUGGUGAUAGCGACGGGGAGUUUUCAAACCAAUACGCGCUGCGACAACACCGCCGUGACGCCUCGGGCCACCAUCCAUGUGAUUCCUGCGACUUUGUUGGAGCAACUCGCGCGGACUUGUUCAUACAUCACGGCCAAACAAGACACGCGGCGGUUUGCCGUGGCUGCAACAAUGGGAGAGGGCGUAUCUGGGAAUGGGAAUCACAGGAGUACCUCGAUCAUCUGGAGGACGAGAAUGUUUGCGGGCUCUGUGAGACGCAUUUUCAAACUCCGAGCAACCUUGAACAUCAUGAAAUGACACAUCUGGAGCGAACAAUUGAAUGUUAUGGCUGCUAUAGGAAGUUCCCCACAUAUCCCGCCAUGAUUAUUCAUCUCGAGGCCGCUACGUGCGCUUCCGGAAUCAACAUACGUGAUUUAAACCAGUCCGCUGCCAUGUGUUUCCAGUGGAAGGCGUACCUUGAACGGGAAUAUCGCCAGGAACUACUCGAGCGCGUUGAUCUAGAAGCGAAGUAUGGACGCGUAUACCCAUUUCGAUGUCCAGGCUGCGAGUUGAGCUUCACAAAGCUAUCGGGCCUUUUCCAGCACGUGUACAGUAAUGCAUGUCGCCAGGAUUUGCAUGAGGGUAAGAUGGCCAAGUUGAUCCAUUGGCUAGAAAAUCGCCAUGAUUCAUCAUGACUUUGGUCGAAGGGGCAUGUGGCAACAACGCGCAACAAGCUUUUGUAUUUCUAUCAACGCUUGAAUAUUCGUUACUUGAGGAUGUGAAAAUAUUCUUAACAUAUGGCAAUACUGCACUUCUUCCAUAUGCAGACCAAGCAACAAGCUGCUGAUGUUUUGGUAUCAUGAAAAUACAAAUUUUGG
Molecule: messenger RNA, 870 nt
Organism: Bipolaris maydis ATCC 48331
Lineage: Eukaryota; Fungi; Ascomycota; Dothideomycetes; Pleosporales; Pleosporaceae
Source: RefSeq, a predicted model, not a curated record